Messenger RNA from Phlebotomus papatasi, 14672 nucleotides. It is a transcript of the gene Dhc64C, whose product is annotated as dynein heavy chain, cytoplasmic. Gene Ontology annotation, molecular function: ATP hydrolysis activity; dynein light intermediate chain binding; ATP binding. The transcript has 14 exons. The coding region runs from base 116 to 14119 and encodes 4667 amino acids. Lineage: Eukaryota; Metazoa; Arthropoda; Insecta; Diptera; Psychodidae. Gene Ontology annotation, cellular component: dynein complex. Gene Ontology annotation, biological process: microtubule-based movement. The record is from RefSeq and is a predicted model, not a curated record.
GACGUCAUUCUUUUGUGAAAAGUGUGGCUUCGUGUUUCGUCUGCAUUGAAAAGUUUUCAGAGUGUGAUUUUGUGUUGAAAAAAGACUCAAAUCUACCAGUGAUUGUGUGCAAAUCAUGGGGGACUCCCUGGAGAGCACCGAUACGCCGGGGGAUGCCCAAAAUGUGGCGAUUGUGGAGUACGGGGCGUUUGCCAAUUACCUGCGGAAGGCAACCACCAUCUUGCUGCCGGAGGAAGAUGUUGUGCCGCCUGCUCUUAAUCUCGCCCUGGAUGACCGUACCAACCAGGAAAGUAUCCGCAAGUUCCUCAGCGAUGGGCAAGUGCAGGCACUCUACAUCCAGCGCUGCUGCUCCAAAGAGGACGAAAAUGAUCAAACGCCAGAAGGCGAUGAAGAGAAGGAAUUGGUGACUUACUACAUCAGCAAUGAAGUCAUCUACUCCAAUCAUCGUAUGACAUCUCUGGUUUGUAUCAAGCGAGGAAGUGUCGUUGAGGCUGAUAAGACCAUUCACAGUCAAGUACGCCUCAUUAAUUUUUCCGAGGGAUCUCCCUAUGAGACCCUUCAUGCCUUCAUCAGCAAAUCCCUGGCUCCUUACUUUAAGAGUUACAUCAAGGAGUCAGGUCGUGCUGAUCGUGAUGGUGACAAAAUGGUGCCGAGUGUUGAGAAGAAAUUGGCCGAAUUGGAAAUGGGUUUGUUGCAUCUUCAACAGAAUAUUGAUAUUCCUGAAAUUUCUCUGAUUGUCCAUCCAAUUGUCAGUCAAACCAUUAAAAAAUGCGCUGAUGAUGGGUAUAAGGCAAAAGUGGGUGAUUUUGGGGAUAAAGUUGAGGAUUCGUCAUUUCUCAAUCAACUUCAAAAUGGGGUCAAUCGAUGGAUUAAGGAGAUACAGAAGGUGACGAAACUCGAUCGUGAUCCUUCCAGUGGUACGGCUCUUCAAGAGGUGUCCUUCUGGUUGAAUCUCGAACGUGCAUUGCAUAGGAUUCAGGAGAAGAGGGAAUCGUUGGAAGUGACUCUUACUCUUGAUAUUCUGAAGCAUGGAAAGCGUUUUCAUGCAAUUGUUUCAUUUGACACGGACACUGGAUUGCAGCAAGCACUAGCAAUGGUAGCUGACUACAAUCCCCUGAUGAAGGAUUUUCCCAUCAAGGAUUUACUCUCGGCCACGGAAUUGGAGAAGAUUAGGUCAGCUGUUCAGUCGAUUUUUUCGCAUUUGCGCAAAGUCAGGAGCACUAAGUAUCCGAUACAGCGUGCAUUGAGGCUCAUUGAGGCCAUUUCGAGGGAUUUGGGGCAGCAAUUGCUGAAGGUUCUGGGCACCAGGAGACUCAUGCAUAUCCCCUUUGAUGAGUUUGAACGUGUGAUGAAUCAGUGCUUUGAGGUAUUUAGUUGCUGGGAUGAUGAGUAUGACAAGUUGCAGGCCCUUAUGAGGGAUAUUGUCAAGAAGAAGCGCGAUGAGCAGUUGAAGAUGGUUUGGCGUGUUACGCCGGCGCAUAAAAAACUUCAGGUGCGCAUGGAGAAUAUGAGGAAGUUCCGGAGGCAGCAUGAACAACUGAGGACUGUCAUUUUGCGUGUCCUGCGUCCAUCGCGUCAAACUGAAGGAGGCCAAGGGGACAGCAUUACCGAUUCCAAGCAACCCUACAGCUUGGAGGCUACUGAUGCCAAUGCCAUUGAAGAAGUCAAUUUGGCCUAUGAGAAUGUCAAAGAGGUUGAAUGUUUGGACAUUACCAAGGAAGGUACAGAAGCCUGGGAUGCAGCAGUGAAGCGCUAUGAGGAGCGCAUUGAUCGUGUAGAAACAAGGAUCACAGCUCAUCUUCGUGAUCAAUUGGGCACGGCAAAAAAUGCCAAUGAAAUGUUUCGAAUCUUUUCACGAUUCAAUGCUCUGUUUGUGCGUCCGCAUAUUCGUGGGGCCAUCCGGGAGUAUCAGAUUCAGUUGAUUCAACGUGUCAAAGAUGACAUUGAGGCACUUCAUGAGAAAUUCAAAGUGCAGUAUCCGCAGAGUAAGAGUUGCCGGAUAUCCAAUGUCAGGGACUUGCCUCCAGUUGCGGGAUCAAUAAUUUGGGCUCGUCAAAUUGACAAUCAACUGACGAUGUAUCUCAAGAGAGUGGAAGAUGUACUUGGCAAAGGCUGGGAGUCCCAUAUUGAGGGACAGAAGCUCAAGAAUGACGGUGAUAGUUUCCGUGCCAAGUUGUCGACCUUUGAGGUAUUUCAGGAUUGGGCGAGGAAGGUGCAGGAGAGAAAUUUUGGCAUCAGUGGACGUAUCUUCACCAUUGAGUCCAGUCGCUCUCGUACCGGUCGUGGAAAUGUCCUCAAGCUCAAAGUCAACUUUCUCCCGGAGAUCAUCAUGUUGUACAAGGAGGUUCGCAAUUUGAAGAGUCUAGGAUUUAGGGUUCCACUGGCAAUUGUGAAUAAAGCUCAUCAAGCCAACCAAAUCUAUCCUUUUGCGAUUUCUCUGAUUGAAAGUGUCCGAACUUACGAACGAACUCUGGACAAGCUAACAAAUAGGAGUUUAGCACAUAAUUCCGUAUUUAAGAUUGAAGAUCGUGCUAGUAUUGUUCCCCUUGUGGCUGGUUUGCGUCAAGAUGUUCUGGCAUUGAUCUCUGAAGGGAUUCAAUUGGUGUGGGAGAGCUACAAAUUGGAUCCGUAUGUUCAGCGUCUGUCGGAGUGUGUUGUGGCAUUUCAGGAGAAAGUUGAGGAUUUACUUGUGGUUGAGGAGCAACUUGAUGUAGAUGUUCGUUCACUGGAGACAUGUCCCUACAGUGCAGCAACUUUUGCGGAUAUUUUGUCAAAGAUUCAACAUGCUGUUGAUGAUUUAUCACUCAGGCAGUAUUCGAAUCUUCAUGUUUGGGUGGCUAGGUUGGAUGAGGAGGUUGAGAAGAAGUUGGCAGCUCGUCUGCAGGCUGGUAUUCAGGCAUGGACUGAUGCAUUGACGGGAAAUAAGAAGGAGGUUGAUUUGUCCAUGGAUACUGAUGCACCAGUUUUGCCAACUCAUAAACCUGGCGGAGAACCACAGAUUCAGAAUGCUAUUCAUGAGAUUCGUAUUACAAAUCAACAGAUGUAUCUGUAUCCAUCAAUUGAGGAGGCUAGAUUUCAGAUUAUGCAGCAAUUGUUUGCAUGGCAGGCAAUUGUAACGUCUCAGACGCGUCUACAGAGUUCUCGGUAUCAAGUUGGUCUGGAUAAACCGGUGUCACAGACAUACAGAAAUCUCCUGACUAAACUUCCAACUGGUUCGGAAACCAUUGAACAUGCCUAUGAGGCAAUUGAAGGGAAGAUUGGAGAGGUACGUGUGUAUGUUGACGAAUGGUUGCGUUAUCAGAGUCUGUGGGAUCUUCAACCAGAUAUCCUAUACGGACGUCUUGGAGAGGAAAUUAAUUUGUGGAUUAAAUGUUUGAAUGACAUCAAAAAAUCUCGUACAACCUUCGAUACAUCAGAUACGAGACGAGCAUAUGGACCUAUUGUCAUUGACUACGCAAAGGUUCAGGCUAAAGUUACAUUGAAGUACGAUUCAUGGCAUAAGGAAGCUCUCAGUAAGUUUGGAACACUUCUCGGCAACGAGAUGACAACGUUCCAUGGAAAAGUGUCAAAGUCUCGUAGUGACCUGGAGCAGCAGAGUAUUGAAGCAGCUAGUACAUCAGAUGCCGUUAGCUUCAUCACUUACGUGCAGUCACUGAAGAAGGAAAUGCUGAUUUGGGAUAAACAAGUUGAGGUCUAUCGUGAGGCUCAGCGAAUUCUCGAACGUCAACGCUUCCAGUUUCCCAAUUCUUGGCUUCACGUUGACAAUAUCGAGGGUGAAUGGUCGGCUUUCAAUGAGAUCAUGAAACGCAAAGAUUCAGCCAUUCAGACUCAAGUGGCUAGUCUUCAAGCUAAGAUUGUUGCUGAAGAUAAAGCCGUUGAAACUCGUACUGCGGACUUCCUCAAUGAUUGGGAGAAGAAUAAGCCUACAGGUGGAAGGAUUCGUCCUGAUGAUGCUCUGCAGCAGUUGCAAUUGUUUGAGAGUAAAUUCUCCCGUCUCAAGGAAGAACGAGACAAUGUGGCUAAGGCCAAGGAAGCUCUGGAACUUCAAGAGUCCGCCAUUCAGAACAACAGCGGUGAGAGGAUGAAUGUUGUGCUGGAAGAAUUGCAGGAUUUGCGUGGAGUCUGGAGUGAGUUGUCAAAGAUUUGGACACAGAUUGAUGAGACGCGUGAGAAGCCAUGGUUGUCUGUUCAGCCUCGUAAGCUCCGCUACUCCCUCGAGACAAUGCUGAGUCAGCUCAAAGAACUCCCAGCUCGUCUAAGGAUGUACGAGAGCUAUGAAUAUGUAAAGAAACUCCUUCAGAGCUACAUCAAAGUCAACAUGUUGAUCAUCGAGCUGAAAUCUGAUGCUCUCAAAGAGCGUCACUGGAAACAACUCACCAGACAGCUCAAAGUCAACUGGAUUCUGUCAGAUUUGACCCUAGGUCAAGUCUGGGAUAUCAAUCUCCUCAAGAAUGAAGCGAUCGUCAAGGAUAUCAUCCUUGUGGCUCAAGGAGAAAUGGCUCUUGAAGAAUUCCUCAAGCAAGUUCGAGAAUCUUGGCAAAAUUAUGAAUUGGAUUUGAUAAAUUAUCAGAACAAGUGUCGAAUCAUCCGAGGAUGGGAUGAUCUGUUCAACAAAGUCAAGGAACAUAUAAAUUCAGUGGCAGCAAUGAAACUCUCUCCCUACUACAAGGUCUUUGAGGAGGAAACACUAACAUGGGAAGAGAAACUGAAUCGCAUCAAUGCUCUCUUUGAUGUUUGGAUUGACGUACAACGACGCUGGGUGUAUCUAGAAGGAAUCUUCUCGGGAAGUGCUGACAUCAAAACUCUGCUUCCAGUUGAAACAUCCAGAUUCCAGAGUAUCAGUUCGGAAUUCCUGGGAUUGAUGAAGAAAGUUGCUAAAUCUCCAAAAGUAAUGGAUGUUCUCAAUAUCCCAGCUGUACAGCGUUCCUUGGAACGUCUAGCUGACUUGUUGGGCAAGAUUCAAAAAGCCCUUGGAGAGUAUCUUGAACGUGAACGAACAUCUUUCCCACGAUUCUACUUUGUGGGCGAUGAAGAUCUUCUCGAGAUCAUUGGCAACAGCAAGAAUGUUGCACGUUUGCAGAAGCACUUCAAAAAGAUGUUUGCAGGAGUUGCUUCAAUAAUUCUCAAUGAAGAUAACACCGUUGUCCUUGGAAUUGCUUCUCGUGAGGGUGAAGAAGUUAAAUUUGUUCAUCCCGUUUCAACCGUUGAACACCCAAAGAUCAAUGAAUGGUUGAGUCUGGUGGAGAAAGAGAUGCGAUUCACUCUGGCUUCGUACUUGGCUCAAGCCGUUCAGGACAUCAAACAAUUCAAAGAUGGACAGAUUGAUCCACAAAAGUAUAUGGAAUGGUGUGACAAGUAUCAAGCACAAAUAGUUGUACUAGCAGCUCAGAUUUUGUGGUCAGAAGAUGUAGAAUCUGCUCUACAGCAGAGUUCUGAAAAUUCAGGAGCAAAGAAUCCUCUGAAUCGUGUUCUGGCCACUGUAGAAGCAACACUCAAUGUUCUGGCGGAUUCAGUGCUUCAGGAACAGCCAGCUCUGAGGCGAAGGAAGUUGGAGCAUUUGAUCAAUGAAUUCGUUCACAAAAGAACUGUUACGCGUCGCUUAAUUGCCAACAAAGUGACCAAUCCCAAGUCCUUCCAAUGGCUCUGUGAGAUGCGUUUCUACUUUGAUCCUCGGCAGACUGAAGUGCUGCAGCAAUUGACAAUUCACAUGGCAAAUGCCAAAUUCUUCUAUGGCUUUGAGUAUUUGGGUGUUCAGGAUCGUCUGGUACAGACUCCACUCACAGAUCGAUGCUACCUUACGAUGACUCAAGCUUUGGAAUCACGUCUCGGUGGAUCACCAUUUGGACCGGCAGGAACGGGCAAGACAGAGUCCGUGAAGGCUCUCGGACACCAAUUGGGCCGUUUCGUAUUGGUGUUCAAUUGCGAUGAGACCUUUGAUUUUCAGGCCAUGGGAAGAAUCUUUGUGGGAUUGUGUCAAGUUGGUGCUUGGGGAUGUUUUGAUGAAUUCAAUCGUCUGGAGGAGAGAAUGCUCUCAGCGGUGUCUCAACAAAUCCAGACAAUUCAGGAAGCUCUGAAAUCUCAUCAGGACAGCAACAAAGAUACUCCAAGUAUCACUGUCGAGUUGGUUGGUAAGCAAGUUCGAGUGUCUUCGGACAUGGCAAUUUUCAUCACAAUGAAUCCUGGCUAUGCUGGGAGAUCCAAUCUUCCGGACAAUUUGAAGAAACUUUUCCGAUCUUUGGCCAUGACAACGCCAGAUCGACAAUUGAUUGCCGAAGUUAUGCUGUUCAGUCAGGGUUUCCGAUCUGCAGAGAAACUUGCUUGCAAAAUUGUUCCAUUCUUCAAGCUUUGCGACGAACAAUUGUCCAAUCAAUCUCACUACGAUUUUGGCCUGCGUGCCCUCAAGUCUGUUCUCGUGUCAGCUGGUAAUGUCAAACGCGAUAGAAUUAUGAAGAUUAAGGACAAUAUGAAGCAACGUGGUGAGGAGAAUAUCGAUGAGGCGUCCAUUGCGGAGAAUUUGCCCGAACAGGAGAUUCUGAUUCAAUCUGUUUGUGAGACAAUGGUGCCUAAACUUGUGGCUGAAGAUAUUCCAUUGCUGUUCUCCCUACUCAGCGAUGUAUUCCCGAAUGUGGGAUACACCAGGGCAGAGAUGAAGGGACUCAAGACGGAAAUCAGGAAAGUCUGUGCUGAGGAGUAUUUGGUUUGCGGUGAAGGAGAUGAGCAGGGAUGCGCCUGGAUGGAAAAGGGAUUCGGAGAGACAUGGGUGGAAAAAGUCCUACAACUCUAUCAAAUUUCCAACCUGAAUCAUGGUUUGAUGAUGGUUGGACCUUCGGGAUCGGGUAAAUCAACAGCCUGGAAAGUUCUUCUGAAGGCUUUGGAGAGAUUUGAAGGGAUUGAGGGAGUGGCUCAUGUUAUUGAUCCCAAAGCUAUCUCCAAGGAAGCUCUCUAUGGUGUCCUAGAUCCGAAUACUCGUGAAUGGACAGACGGAUUGUUUACGCAUAUUCUCAGAAAGAUCAUUGACAAUGUCCGUGGAGAAAUUAACAAACGUCAGUGGAUUAUUUUUGAUGGUGACGUAGAUCCAGAAUGGGUGGAGAAUUUGAAUUCAGUUCUCGAUGAUAACAAACUCCUGACCCUACCGAAUGGUGAACGUCUCUCAUUGCCGCCAAAUGUGAGAAUUAUGUUUGAGGUGCAGGAUUUGAAAUUUGCAACUCUGGCCACAGUUUCCCGUUGUGGAAUGGUUUGGUUCUCCGAAGAUGUUCUCUCUACUGAGAUGAUCUUCGAUAACUAUAUGAUGCGCCUCAAGAAUAUUCCACUGGAAGAUUCUGAUGAUGAUUACUUUGGAUCGGCUGGAAAGGAGAAGAAAGAUGAUGAAGCAUCUCCGGCUCUUCAGACCCAGAGAGAAGUUGCUGCUCUUCUCCAAUCCUACUUUGCAGCCGAUGGUCUUGUUGUCCGUUGCCUUGAGUAUGCCAUGGAACAAGAACAUAUAAUGGAUUUUACUCGUUUGCGUGCAUUGAGUUCACUCUUUUCAAUGCUCAAUCAGGCAGCUCGAAAUGUUUUGAUAUUCAAUGCUCAACAUCCAGAUUUUCCUGUGACAUCUGAACAGCUUGAGCAGUUCAUUCCCAAGGCUUUGGUGUAUUCUCUGUUGUGGUCAUUUGCUGGGGAUGCUAAGCUCAAGGUUAGGUCAGAUUUGGGUGAUUUCAUUAGGAGUGUCACGACAAUUGGGUUACCCAGUAAUACGGGAGCACCAAUUAUUGACUAUGAGGUUAGUAUCAAUGGUGAUUGGUUGCCGUGGUCCAAUAAAGUGCCGGUGAUUGAGGUGGAGACUCAUAAAGUAGCAGCUCCGGAUGUUGUUGUUCCCACAUUGGAUACUGUUCGGCAUGAAUCAUUGCUGUACACUUGGUUGGCAGAACAUAAGCCAAUUGUUUUGUGUGGUCCACCAGGAUCGGGAAAAACGAUGACACUGUUUUCGGCAUUGAGAGCAUUGCCGGAUAUGGAAGUUGUUGGGUUGAAUUUCUCUUCGGCUACAACGCCUGAACUUUUGCUGAAGACAUUUGAUCACUACUGUGAGUAUAGGAAGACACCAAAUGGCGUGGUACUGGCUCCGGUGCAAAUUGGGAAGUGGUUGGUAUUGUUCUGCGAUGAGAUUAAUUUGCCGGAUAUGGAUUCGUAUGGGACACAGAGGGUGAUUUCAUUUUUGCGUCAAUUGGUUGAGCAUAAGGGUUUCUAUAGGGCUGGCGAUCAGUCUUGGGUGACACUGGAGAGGAUUCAAUUUGUUGGAGCUUGCAAUCCACCAACUGAUCCGGGUCGAAAGCCCCUUUCCCAUCGAUUCUUGCGACAUGUCCCAAUUAUCUAUGUUGACUAUCCGGGUGAGACGUCUCUCAAGCAGAUUUACGGCACAUUCAGUCGAGCUAUGUUGCGUAUGAUGCCAUCUUUGAGGGGUUAUGCUGAACCACUGACCAAUGCCAUGGUGGAAUUUUAUUUGGCAUCCCAAGAUCGAUUUACCCAAGAUAUGCAGCCACACUAUGUUUACUCGCCGAGAGAGAUGACACGUUGGGUCAGAGGAAUCUGUGAAGCUAUCAGACCUCUGGAUACCCUGGCAGUUGAAGGAUUGGUUCGCCUAUGGGCUCAUGAAGCCCUACGGCUCUUCCAGGAUCGCUUGGUGGAGGAGUCAGAACGUCGUUGGACAAAUGAGAAUAUUGAUAUUGUUGUAGCGAAACAUUUCCCCUCGGUUGAUCAUGAUAAAGCCCUGGCCAGGCCCAUUCUCUACAGCAAUUGGCUCUCCAAGGAUUACAUGCCGGUCAAUCGGGAUGAAUUGCGUGAUUAUGUCAAGGCACGCCUUAAGAUUUUCUACGAAGAAGAGUUGGAUGUUCCUCUGGUGCUCUUUGAUGAAGUUCUAGAGCAUGUUCUGCGUAUCGAUCGAAUCUUCCGGCAACCUCAAGGGCAUUUGUUGCUGAUUGGAGUUUCAGGAGCUGGAAAAACAACCCUCUCUCGUUUUGUGGCUUGGAUGAAUGGACUCUCCGUCUUCCAGAUUAAAGUUCACAAUAAAUACACCAGUGAAGAUUUUGAUGAAGAUUUAAGAUCAGUUCUUCGGAGGUCGGGAUGCAAAGACGAAAAGAUUGCUUUCAUCCUGGAUGAGUCAAAUGUCCUAGAUUCCGGAUUCCUCGAGAGGAUGAAUACACUGUUGGCCAAUGGUGAAGUUCCGGGAUUGUUUGAAGGAGAUGAAUAUACAACUCUGAUGACUCAAUGCAAAGAAGGAGCUCAGAGGGAAGGAUUAAUGCUAGAUUCCAGUGAUGAACUCUACAAAUGGUUUACGCAACAAGUUAUGCGAAAUCUUCAUGUUGUCUUCACCAUGAAUCCAUCAACGGAUGGUCUCAAAGAUAGAGCUGCAACAUCACCGGCUCUCUUCAAUCGUUGCGUUCUCAAUUGGUUUGGUGAUUGGUCAGAAUCUGCCCUGUUCCAAGUUGGCAAGGAAUUUACCAUUCGUGUGGAUUUGGAAAAACCCAAUUGGUCUCCACCGGAUUUCUUCCCAUCAGCUUGCCCGUUGAUCCCAGCUACGCCCAAUCAUCGAGAUGCCGUAAUCAAUGCAUGCGUCUAUGUCCAUCAGACACUCCACAAGGCCAAUGCACGCCUGGCAAAACGUGGAGGACGUACCAUGGCCAUCACUCCAAGGCACUAUCUCGACUUUAUUCAUCACAUGGUUAAGCUUUACAAUGAGAAACGCAGUGAUCUAGAGGAGCAACAGCUACAUCUCAAUGUGGGCUUGAACAAAAUAGCCGAAACUGUAGAACAAGUGGAGGAAAUGCAAAAGUCACUGGCAGUAAAGUCACAGGAAUUGCAAGCGAAGAAUGAGGCAGCAAAUGCAAAAUUGAAGCAAAUGUUCAAGGAUCAGCAGGAGGCUGAGAAGAAGAAGGUACAAUCCCAAGAGAUUCAAAUUCAACUUGCUGAGCAAACGGUGCAAAUUGAGGAGAAACGCAAGAGAGUUAUGGCUGAUCUGGCUCUCGUGGAACCGGCUGUUGUUGAUGCUCAACUCGCUGUAAAGUCCAUCAGGAAGCAGCAUCUCGUCGAAGUUCGCUCAAUGGCGAAUCCGCCGGCUGUUGUGAAAUUGGCACUCGAAUCGAUAUGUUUGCUGCUUGGUGAAAAUGCAUCCGAUUGGAAAUCGAUUCGAGCUGUGAUCAUGCGAGAAAACUUUAUUAAUUCCAUUGUGUCUAACUUCAGUACUGAAGAUAUAACGGAUGAUGUUCGUGAAAAGAUGAAGACUCGCUAUCUCUCGAAUCCGGAGUAUAACUUCGAGAAGGUUAAUCGGGCUAGUAUGGCUUGCGGACCUAUGGUGAAAUGGGCCAUCGCUCAGAUUGAAUAUGCUGACAUGUUAAAGAGGGUUGAACCUCUGCGUGAUGAAUUGCAAUCUCUGGAAGAUCAAGCAGAAGUCAAUAUGAGUCAUGCUCAAGAUAUCAAAGAUCUUAUUUCUCAGCUUGAGCAGAGUAUUGCUGCGUACAAGGAAGAGUAUGCUCAAUUGAUUUCCCAAGCUCAGGCCAUUAAGACGGACCUUGAGAAUGUUCAGGCUAAGGUAGAUCGAUCAAUUGCACUGUUGAAGAGUCUCAAUAUUGAGAGAGAUCGCUGGGAGGCAACCAGUGAGACUUUCCGUUCUCAAAUGUCCACAAUUAUUGGUGAUGUCCUACUCUCUGCAGCUUUUAUUGCUUAUGGUGGAUACUUUGAUCAGCAUUACAGAAAUAACUUAUUUACAACAUGGUGUCAACAUCUUCAGGCUGCAAGUAUUCAGUAUCGUGCUGAUAUUGCAAGAACUGAGUAUUUGUCGAAUCCUGAUGAGAGACUUCGUUGGCAGGCAAAUGCUCUGCCAACGGAUGAUUUAUGUACGGAAAAUGCGAUAAUGCUGAAGAGAUUCAAUCGCUAUCCAUUGAUCAUUGAUCCAUCGGGUCAGGCUACUGAGUUCAUCAUGAAUGAAUUUAAGGAUAAGAAGAUAACAAAGACAAGCUUCUUGGAUGAUUCAUUCAGGAAGAAUCUGGAAUCUGCUUUGCGAUUUGGUAAUCCACUUUUGGUGCAAGAUGUUGAAAAUUAUGAUCCAAUUCUCAAUCCGGUACUCAAUAAGGAAUUGAGACGAACUGGUGGACGUGUUUUGAUUUCACUUGGUGAUCAGGAUAUUGAUUUAUCUCCGUCAUUUGUCAUCUUUCUGUCUACGAGAGAUCCAACGGUGGAAUUUUCACCAGAUAUUUGUUCUAGGGUGACUUUUGUCAAUUUCACUGUGACUAGGAGUUCUCUGCAGAGUCAGUGUCUCAAUCAAGUGUUGAAGGCAGAACGUCCGGAUAUUGAUGAAAAACGGUCGGAUUUGCUUAAGUUACAGGGUGAAUUCCAUUUGAGAUUGCGUCAACUGGAAAAGAGUCUCCUUCAGGCACUCAAUGAUGCCAAAGGAAAGAUUCUCGAUGAUGAUUCUGUCAUUACGACUUUGGAGACACUCAAAAAGGAGGCUGCUGAUAUUGGUCAGAAGGUUGAGGAAACGGAUAAGGUUAUUGCAGAAAUUGAAACAGUUUCUCAGCAAUAUUUGUCCCUGUCGCAAGCUUGUAGUAACAUCUACUUCACAAUGGAUAGUUUGAAUCAAGUUCACUUCCUCUAUCAGUAUUCCCUGAAGAUGUUCCUGGAUAUCUUCAGUACGGUUCUCUACAAUAAUAACCGUUUGGAAGGGAUUACGGAUUAUACAACUCGUUUGGGAAUUAUUACAAAGGAUCUCUUUGCCGUUUGCUAUGAUCGAGUAGCUAGGGGAAUGCUACAUGCAGAUCGUUUGACAUUUGCCUUGUUGCUGUGUCGGAUUCAUCUGAAAGGAACAUCCGAAUCGAAUAUGGAUCAAGAAUUUAAUUUCUUCUUGAGGAACAAAGAAGGUCUCGUGAGUGGUCAACAGAGAGUUGAAGGUUUGACGGGAGAACAACUCGAGAGUGUCAAUCGCCUGGCUGCACGUUUACCAAUCUUCCGGAAACUUCUGGAAAAGGUAAAAUCUAUGCCGGAACUUGGAGCUUGGCUUCAGCAAAGUUCUCCAGAGCAAUGUGUACCCCAGCUUUGGGAUGAAUCCAAGGCUCUGUCUCCCAUUGUAGCUGCUAUGCAUCAAUUGCUCUUGAUUCAAGCCUUCCGACCUGAUCGUGUCAUAGCAGCGGCUAAUCUUCUGGUUGCAACAGUUCUUGGAGAAGAUUUCAUGCCACUGGCUGAGAAAGAGUUAGACUUUGCAACUUGCGUUGAGAAGCAAUUAACUUCCAACACCCCAGCUUUGCUUUGCUCAGUUCCUGGUUUUGAUGCAUCAAGCCGAGUGGACGAUCUAGCGGCUGAGCUCAAUAAACAAAUCUCUAGUAUUGCCAUUGGGUCAGCUGAGGGCUUCAAUCAAGCUGAAAGGGCUAUCAAUGCUGCCUGCAAGAGUGGUCGAUGGGUUCUUCUGAAGAACGUCCAUCUCGCUCCACAGUGGCUUGUGCAGUUGGAAAAGAAACUCCAUUCCCUGCAGCCACAUGCAGGAUUCCGACUCUUCCUCACCAUGGAGAUCAGUCCACGGGUUCCAGUCAAUCUCCUCCGAGCUGGAAGGAUUUUUGUCUACGAACCACCACCAGGUAUUCGUGCUAAUCUCCUCCGAACCUUCUCAACUGUCCCAGCUGGACGAAUGAUGAAGCAACCCAGUGAAAGAGCAAGACUCUACUUCCUCCUGGCCUGGUUCCAUGCCAUUGUCCAGGAACGUCUAAGAUAUGCCCCAUUGGGAUGGGCUAAGAAAUAUGAAUUCAAUGAAUCAGAUUUACGUGUAGCAUGUGACACACUUGACACAUGGAUUGAUGCAACUGCCAUGGGACGCACAAAUCUCCCUCCCGAGAAGGUACCAUGGGAUGCCCUGGUGACUCUUCUGUCUCAGAGUAUCUAUGGUGGAAAGAUAGAUAAUGAUUUCGAUCAGCGUCUCUUGCAAUCUUUCCUCGCGAAACUCUUCACAGCCCGCAGCUUUGAGGGUGAUUUUGCACUUGUGGCCAAUGUGGAUGGUGUUGCCGGUGGACCAAAUGGUCAGCGUCACAUUACAAUGCCCGAUGGCACUAGGCGUGAUCAUUUCCUCAAGUGGAUUGAGGGUUUGGCUGAUAGGCAGACGCCAUCUUGGCUGGGAUUGCCAAACAAUGCUGAAAGAGUUCUACUGACCACUCGCGGAACGGAUCUGAUCAGUAAAAUGCUGAAGAUGCAGCAAUUGGAGGAUGAUGAUGAAUUGGCUUACAGUUCGGCAGAUGAGAGUUUGGACAUCACGCAGACAAAGCAGGAAGAUGGUCGCCCAUCAUGGAUGAAGACUCUACACAACAGUGCUACGUCCUGGCUGGAAUUGCUACCGAAAUCUCUGGCAACGCUCAAGAGGACUGUGGAAAACAUCAAGGAUCCGCUUUACAGAUAUUUCGAGCGUGAAGUUGCUUCUGGAGCCAAGUUGCUGCAGACAGUGAUUUCGGAUUUGCAGGAUGUGGUGCUGAUUUGUCAGGGUGAGAAGAAGCAGACAAAUCACCAUCGUAGUAUGUUGAGUGAAUUGGUCAGGGGAAUUAUUCCUGUUGGAUGGAGAAGAUAUACAGUUCCAGCUGGAUGCACUGUCAUUCAGUGGAUCACGGAUUUUAGUCACAGGGUGCAGCAAUUGCAGAAAGUGUCGACUCUGGUGUCUCAGGCUGGUGCUAAGGAACUCCAGAGUUUUCCAGUUUGGUUGGGUGGAUUGCUCAAUCCGGAAGCCUACAUUACGGCUACGAGACAGUGCGUGGCUCAGGCUAACAGUUGGUCCCUGGAGGAAUUGAUGCUGGAGGUGACGAUCAAUGAGACAAAUUCGGAGGCUGAUCAGAAAGAUAGUUGCUUUGGUGUUGUUGGGUUGAAAUUGCAAGGGGCCCAGUGCAAGAAUAACCAAUUGCUUUUGACUUCAACAAUCAUGAUGGACCUGCCCUUGACCCUCCUCAAGUGGUCACGAUCCACGGCUGAGCAGCGCCCUGGUAAACUCACGUUGCCCGUCUACUUGAAUUCCACGCGAACGGAACUGCUUUUCACGGUGGAUUUGGCCGUUGCACCUGGCCAAGAUCCUCAUAGUUUCUACGAACGAGGUGUGGCUGUUCUGACGUCCACGGCACUCAAUUAAAAAGAAAAAAAGGUAUGGCACUUCUUCUUCUCAGAGUUAAGACAUUUAUGAUAAAAGUAAUGGGAAGCGGGAGGGGGGAGGAGAUGUUGAUGGGCGAAUGGAGGAAGGAGGAGCAAUUUUGACAACUUCAAAGUUGGAGAGAGAGAGAAAAUUGCACGAUCAGUGAAGGGCAGAUAAUUAUGCUGAAAAUAAUUCUCUUAUACAGCCAAUAUCUCUCUAAAGAAUUAACAAUUCAAUGUUCUUUUAUUUUUUUUAUGCUUUCAAUUUAAUAAAUCCUUCAUAAUUUUCACUUUUAAAUUACAAUAAAAAAUAAAUUUCAAAAAAAAUCCAGCUUAAAUAUUUAUGCGAUAAAAGCGCAAGUAUCAAUAAUAAAAAUAUAUAAUCACAUAAUAAAUAAUUCACUUUAUAAAGCAUACAAUUUAAUGGGCAAACUUUCUUCCUAAAGGUGCAAAGUAGCAUUUGAAAUGUAUUUCUUUUUCCUUUUUGCACAACAUGUAAUGGAAGAAAUUAUACUCUCAGUUAAUUGAAAUAUAAAUUAUGCAAAUGAUAUCAA